Messenger RNA from Fonsecaea erecta, 3309 nucleotides. RefSeq lists its product as hypothetical. The record is from RefSeq and is a predicted model, not a curated record. Gene Ontology annotation, biological process: phosphatidylinositol dephosphorylation. The transcript has a single exon. Lineage: Eukaryota; Fungi; Ascomycota; Eurotiomycetes; Chaetothyriales; Herpotrichiellaceae. The coding region runs from base 1 to 3309 and encodes 1102 amino acids. Gene Ontology annotation, molecular function: phosphatidylinositol-4,5-bisphosphate 5-phosphatase activity.
AUGUCGUCCAGGGCAAGCGAGGAGAAUUAUCUCUCGCCAAAGCCAUGGAGAGCUGGAGAUCCUUGGAGAGCGGCAACCAAGCUGCCAGGCGCUUAUCCACCAUCGCCCGAACCCGGUGAAAUCGACCACUCCGGACCUCAAUCACUAUCCGCUGCUGUGAAGGCCCGGAAGGACGAAUACAUCCGCAAGAAGUCGAUGAAAAUCAAAGUCGGCACUUGGAAUGUUGCUGCCCUCAGUGGGACCGAAAAGGACCUGGGUUCCUGGUUCGUCAGUGGAUAUGGUGUCAGGGGCCUUUCGCAGGAUUUAUCGGGUCGCCCGGUCGAGGACAGUGACGACGAUUCUGACAGUGACAGAAACGUCGAGUCUGUCGAGGCUCAAGAAGCACGUGUGGCAAGGACAAGAAAGAGUGUCACCAUCCCCCUGAAUGAUGCUCCGGCCGAGCCCCAUGACGAGCAGAUCGACCUGUACGUGCUCGGGCUACAGGAAGUUAUCGAUGUGACCUCCAUGACCGAAGCCAUCAAACCUUACACAGACCCAAACCCGGCCAAGAAGUGGAAGAAGGCUUUAAGGCGAGCUUUGCCGAAGGGUUAUAAGAAAGUGGCGGAAGAACAACUAUUUGGUCUGCUCCUCCUAAUUUUUGCGUCUCCUGAAUUGGCACCCAGCAUCAGUUCGGUAAGUACCACGUCCGUCGGAACUGGUCUGAUGGGGUACUUCGGCAAUAAAGGUGCUGUUGCCGCGAGGCUCGUGGUGGCGGAGGCGACCAAGCUCUGUUUUGUCAAUUGUCACCUGGCUGCCGGCGCAGAUCAAGCAGCAUUGGCUCGCCGCAUCUGGGACACCGGUCAAAUUUUGAGCAAAGCCCGGUUUUCCCCCGUCAUGGAUAGCGAGGUCAUUGAGCCUAGAGAGGAAAAGAUCGGGGACGAGGACUUUGGAUUCUGGUUUGGCGACCUCAACUAUCGUCUGGACGAUGUUCCUGGUGAGGAUGUCAGAAGAUUGCUAUUGCUACACACACAGAAUGAGUACGACGUCCAGAACAAAUCGAAGCGCAAAAUCGAUAGUGAGCUAGGUUACGUGAGUGCCUCGACCAGCGAUUCGCAACUACCAGCUCCACACCCGCGCUACGAGUACAAAGACGAAGAAAGGCCAGCCAGCGAAAGCACCGCCGAACCAGAACUGGAUCCAAAAUCCGACCCUGCUUCACUCCACACCACCCUUCAGUCUCUGCUGGCUCACGACCAACUACGCGCACAACAAAAGCUGGGCAAGGCAUUCCACGAAGGAUGGAGGGAAGGAGACAUUACCUUUUUGCCCACUUACAAGUAUGACGUGGGGAGUGUUGGGAUGUUCGACUCGGGAGACAAGAAGAGGAGUCCGAGUUGGUGCGACAGAAUCCUAUACAGAACCCGUCGCGACAAGGACAUUUAUGACGAGAGGGCCAGGCAGCUCGCGGAAGCACGCAAGAAGGAUGCUUCGAUGAAAGCCCGCGGCAUUGACGAAGCCAGCGCGGAGCACGACGUAUUGUUUGAUUAUGAUCCCGACACGGAUGGACUUGCGUACGGCGACGAUUACGACGAAUACGACGAGACACAGGAUGUACUGCAUGAUGCCGAACUAGUGCAGUCACACGAGGACUAUGGAGACAUGAUCGAACUCAACAACUAUAUGUCACACCAGCGGAUACUCUCAUCUGACCAUAAGCCCCUAAAUGCCGUUUUCACCAUACUGUACGAUGCCGUCAUCCCAGAACUCAAGGCAAAAGUGCAUCAAGACGUCGCUAAACAGCUGGACAAGGCAGAGAAUGAGGGUCGUCCAUCGGUAACAGUGGUAGUGGACAAUCAUUCCGAUGAUCGGAUACCGAACACUGACGGUGCGGCAGACAUGAAUGUCGUUCACUUUGGUGAAGUUCGAUACGGUGUCAGGAAGAUGAGGAUGGUCACUAUAGCGAAUACGGGACAAAUCAGCGCCACAUUUUCCUUUGUGGAACAUCCACUAGACUCGGGCAAAGAUGCACGUGCCGUCCCGAGAUGGAUUGAACUGAGCGUCGAACCUGGCUCGAUCCGUCCCUCAGAGGGCGGUGAGCACAAAGGGACACGCGAAAUCGUCUUGUCGCCCGGCGAAACCACGGUGGUCGACCUGACCAUUGAUAUUUCGGAUGGCGAGUUGGUACACGACUUGAAUAACGGAAAUGCAGAUCUUGAUGACGUGCUUGUCCUCAGAGUCGAGGACGGUCGAGAUCACUUCAUCCCGAUCAAGGGCACAUGGCUUCAGUCGUCGUUCUUCCGGACACUGGACGAGUUAGUGCUGGCCCCCGAAGGUGGUGUGCGACAGUUUUCUCGGCCCCAGAAAGCCAAUGGGUCGGCACCAAACACGGAGACCACAAACUCGGCUGCUCAUCAUUCAGCGCCCAAGGAGCUGUAUACCCUCACUGAAAUCCUGCCGAUUUAUAUCGAGAGAUCAACAGCAGAAUGGGGGAUGUUGCACGAAGGGGAAACGCCGCCAUGGCAAUAUGAGACUGGAGGAGCAUCUUGGCCUUUCAGUGCUAGCACUUGGACCUUGCCAGAGGGCGAAGAACGGUCCGAACUGUUGAUCGGAGUCAGGGAGGCAUUAGACAACGCAAAGCGUUUGGACAUAAAUUUCAGGCCGGAUGUCCCAAGUAUCGUUCGGCUGGAAGUGCUUGCCGAGACCCUUAUCUCCUUCCUGCAGUCCUUGAGGGACGGUAUAGUCCCGGCAGGCCCGUGGGCCGAGAUCGAGAGAAGACUGAGCUCUUUGGAAAAGGGAAAGACGCAGCUAACAUCACAAGAGAUCCAGGAUAUGGUCAUGGACGCAUUGUCUUCUUCUGCGGUCCACAGCGUGUCGCUAACGUUUAUCACAUUCUUGCUCAUUAGGAUUGUCAAUGAGAUGAUGACGAACGGUGGUCCAGCGCCCGGAUCGGCCACCCCAACUACACCGACCUCGUCCAGUCGAACCUCCUUUGCUGGACGGUCGAGAGCGUCCACUGUCUCCACGGACUCCGGUUACCGGCAUUCGGCACCUACGCCAGAAACAUCCAGCAAGAGAAGUCUCUUUCCGGCCCUGCGCCGACGCCGUACUAAUAGCAUCUCGUCUUCGUCGGCGACAUCGGAGACGGGUGCAGAGACGGAAGCAGCGAUUGCAGAACGACGAAAGAAGCUGGUCACUGCAUACGUUGAGGUAUUUGCACCUGCCGUUUUCAGGGCUGAAAAUGAAGCACGGCUGAAAGGGAAAGACAAGAAGGCAUUGGACGCUCGGAAGAGACGAAUACUCGAAGCAUUUCUGGGCGAAAGGCAAUUCUGA